Amorphotheca resinae ATCC 22711 is the source of this 705-nucleotide messenger RNA. RefSeq lists its product as hypothetical. Gene Ontology annotation, biological process: tRNA wobble uridine modification. Lineage: Eukaryota; Fungi; Ascomycota; Leotiomycetes; Helotiales; Amorphothecaceae. The record is from RefSeq and is a predicted model, not a curated record. Gene Ontology annotation, molecular function: S-adenosylmethionine-dependent methyltransferase activity; tRNA binding. Gene Ontology annotation, cellular component: nucleus; cytoplasm. The transcript has a single exon. Bases 1 to 705 code for a protein of 234 amino acids.
AUGGAUUCUGGAUCGGUGGUUGAACCAGAGAGGUACGAAGAGCAGCACGUCCACCAAGUUUACGAACAAAUCGCAUCGCACUUCUCGUCGACCCGAUACAAACCCUGGCCAAUCGUCAAGUCGUUUCUCCAAUCUCUCCCCCCUGGUGCAGUUGGCCUUGACGUUGGGUGUGGCAAUGGCAAAUAUCUUCCCGUCAAUCGCGAUGUAUUCAUAGUCGGUAGUGACCGCUCCACAAAUCUGGUGAAGAUCGCAUCCCAGCAUCAACCGCAUGCUGCUGUUGUAGCUGACACCCUGGCCCUCCCACACCAGGCUGGGAGGUUCGACUUUGCAAUCAGUAUAGCUGUGGUGCACCAUCUGUCUACCCCUGAGCGAAGAAGGGAAGCCAUCAGGGAAAUCCUCGAAUGUUUGAAUGAAGGGGGAAGAGCAUUGAUAUAUGCAUGGGCCUUGGAACAGAAAGAUAGUAGACGAGGAUGGGAUGAAGGUCAUGAACAAGAUGUAAUGGUGCCGUGGGUGAUGAAAACCGGAAAAAAGAACCCAAACGAGGAUGGCUCAACAGAGAAGACGUUCCAAAGAUAUUACCAUUUAUACCGGUCCGGAGAACUAGAGGCAGACAUCGUUGCUGCUGGAGGAAAGGUGGUGGAGUCGGGGUACGAAAAAGACAAUUGGUGGGCGAUUGGUCAAAGGGACCCUGGGAAUAAGCCUUGA